Adineta ricciae is the source of this 1056-nucleotide messenger RNA. Lineage: Eukaryota; Metazoa; Rotifera; Eurotatoria; Adinetida; Adinetidae. The record is from the annotation of a GenBank genome assembly.
AUGGUAACAAUGUCGAAAAUCAAUUCUCUACACGAAGCUUGUAAACACAACGAUGUCGAUCAAGUCAAACAAUUGUUAUCUCAACUGGAUAAAGAUGAAAUUAAUGUACGAAGUGAUGAUUGCAAUCGAACAGCGUUACAUAUUGCUGCAUUUCAUGGACAUGGAGAGAUCAUCAAACUUCUUCUAACGCACGGAGAUAUUAAUUGUAAUAUUCCAAACCAAUGGGGUUUAUUGGCGAAAGAUGAAGCACCGGAGAAUAUUAAAUAUUUAUUUGAUGAACAAUUCAACAUAGAUGAGGAAUCUUUCGAAUGGUUUGAUACAUAUAAAUAUGUCUAUCGAAUUGCUUACGAAUGUCAAAAUCAUCUUAAACAAUGGUUGACGAAAGUAUCAUUUCAAAAAUUAAUCGAAGAAAUUCAUGAAUACAUUGAAAAUAUGGAUUUCGAUCGAAAUGAGAAAGAUUCAAUUCAAAAUUAUGUCAAACAAACAAUGGAGACUAACGAUCCAAUUCCAUUAGUUCGUGCAUAUACAGAAAAAACACGUUUCGUUACGAAAUUAAACGAAGAUUUAGCCAAAGAAGGUUCUGAUUUCCGUUUUCAAUCCGCUUUAGCUGGAUUGAAUACAAAUUUAUGUGAUAAUGAAGCACCAAAAGGUUUUGGUGGUUAUAUUUACACGUCAAUUUUAGCUUUUCAUACAAAACUGCAGUCCUACCGUCGGUUUACUGGUUUAACUUAUCGAGGUGUCAAUAUGACAAAAGCUGAUCUCGAUCAAUAUCAAAAGAACAGAUCAAUGCUUGUUCGAACGUUUUUAUCUUCUUCAACUGAACGACUUGUUGCAGAAAACUUUCUCAUUUCGACUUCAAAGGGAAAAUAUCCGGUGAUUUGUACUUAUAAUAUUCGAAAUAUGAAUACAGCCAUUGAUGUACAGACGAUAUCGAGAUAUCCAAACGAGAAGGAGAUUCUCAUUCCACCUUUUUCAGUUUUUACAAUUAUUGAUAUCAAAUUGAAUUUGGAUGGUAUCAGUUUUAUUGAACUUGAUGAAUUUAAGUCAUCAGUUUAG